Messenger RNA from Penicillium expansum, 1584 nucleotides. RefSeq lists its product as uncharacterized. The record is from RefSeq and is a predicted model, not a curated record. The coding region runs from base 1 to 1584 and encodes 527 amino acids. Gene Ontology annotation, cellular component: membrane. The transcript has 5 exons. NCBI's taxonomy places the organism in Eukaryota, Fungi, Ascomycota, Eurotiomycetes, Eurotiales, Aspergillaceae.
AUGUCCGGCUCUCUCCACCGAACUGCCCGGAUUAUUUCCGUUAUUGCGGGGACGCUGGUCGCCCUCUCCUGCGGAACCAAUUAUGCAUACUCCGCGUGGGCGCCACAAUUCGCGCAGCGAAUGAAGCUCUCUUCGACUGAGAGCAAUUUUAUUGGUGUCGCGGGGAACCUGGGGAUGUAUGCUAUGGGGAUUCCAAUGGGAUUAUUGACAGAUGCUCGUGGUCCCCGGCUUGUCUCACUUAUCGGCUCUAUUUGCCUAGGCCUGGGCUACUUCCCAAUCUAUAUGGCAUAUGAUAAUGGGCAAGGAUCGAUGCCGGUUGUCUUCCUAUGCCUCUUCACUUUCCUUACUGGCAUGGGCGGUUGCGCUGCCUUUGGCGGUGCCAUCAAAACAGCGGCAUGCAACUUCCCUGACCACCGCGGCACGGCAACCGCUUUCCCGAUGGCCGCCUUCGGACUGAGCGCGCUAUUCUGGUCCAAUCUGUCGACCCUCGUUUUCAAGGACGAUACCGGCCGCUUUCUUUUGCUUCUAGCCCUCGGAACCUCGAUUCUGUCCUUUGCCUCAAUUCCAUUCCUUCGAAUCCUCGCUAGCGAGCCGUACUCGUCCAUUCCACACAACGCUCAUGAACACAACACCAGCGACCUUCGAUCUGUCCCAGAGAACUCCGAUCUACAUGGCUCUACUGCUUUUGAUCACGAACAAUACCCCGCGCAUGCGCGGUCGCACUCGGUUGCCUCGAACUCCCAAGGCAGAGCAUUCGCCAAUGACGACGAGACUUCCACCUUGGUAUCCAAGCACGACCACCCGCGUCCCUCUUUCGACACACUUGACGAUGACUUCUUAGAUGAGGUGGCCAUUGAGGCGCACCAAAACGACAUUAGAGGUCUCGCCAUGCUCCGCAAAGUCGAGUUCUGGCAACUCUUCUUGACCAUGGCACUCUUGUCCGGUAUCGGCUUGAUGACCAUCAACAACAUCGGCAACAGUGUGAAGGCCCUGUGGCUGUACUAUGACGACAGCGCAACAGACCUUUUCAUCCAACACCGCCAGGUCAUGCACGUUUCCAUUCUUUCCUUCGGCAAUUUCCUUGGCCGUCUAUUCAGCGGCAUCGGCUCUGAUUUACUAGUCAAGAAGCUCGGCAUGUCCCGCAUCUGGUGUUUAUUCUUGUCAGCGGUAGUCUUCACCUUGACCCAGCUUGCCGGCACCACCAUUUCCAAUCCCAACAGCCUUGUCGUUGUCUCUGGCUUCACCGGAAUCGCGUACGGUUUCCUGUUUGGCGUCUUCCCUUCCCUAACCGCACACACUUUCGGCAUCGGCGGCUUGUCCCAGAAUUGGGGCGUCAUGACACUAGCCCCAGUGUUCAGUGGUAACGUUUUCAAUCUGCUAUACGGCAACAUAUACGAUGGUCACUCUGUUGUCGGCCAUGAUGGUGAUCGCGAGUGCCCCGAUGGACUGGGCUGCUACCGCUCAGCCUACUUCAUGACCUUUGUUUCCGGGUUGUUUGGUAUCGCUGUUUGUCUGUGGACCAUUAUCCGCGAGAGGAACAAAGAUAACAUCAUGAAUAAGAAGCUAGACCACCGACUUGCGUGA